UUGGUGCGAGAUGCAAACUCUCCGGUGCCACUUCCGACUCUAAGUCUUCCUGUGAAAGUCGGUGGUGGUGUGCUGCUUUUUUUUUCCCCCUCCCUUUCUGGAGAAGCAGCUUUCCCCCUUCAGACGCGUUUGCAGGCAGAGCCUGCAGCAGCAAGCACACGAGCCCUUGCUCUCGGCUCGGGUUUGCCCUCCAGGGACGCCGCGCUCCAAGGAGAGCUGCUCACCCGGGGGCGGCCGGCGGCGGAGCCCAGCGCUCCUCUCGCUUUGCCCAGGAAUAAAAACUAUGUGAGGAAUGGUGAUCGGAGCCAGAGAAGGGGAAGGGAGCACCUAAAACUGGUGGAUGCAGCAGAUCCAAUCACUGUGCAAAAGUCUCAAACCAGUUCAGAUGUUGCUGUUUCCUCAAGUUGCAGGUCUAUGGAAAUGCAGGAUCUAGCAAGCCCGCAUAGCCGACUAAGUGGUAGUAGCGAAUCCCCCAGUGGUCCAAAACUUGAUAACUCUCACAUAAAUAAUAAUUCCAUGACACCCAAUGGCACAGAAGUUAAAACAGAACCAAUGAGCAGCAGUGAGAUUGCUACUACUACAGCAGACGGGUCUUUAGACAAUUUCUCAGGAUCAGCAAUUGGAAGCAGUGGUUUCAGCCCAAGACAAACACACCAGUUCUCUCCACCACAGAUUUAUCCUUCCAACAGACCAUACCCACAUAUUCUUCCUACCCCUUCCUCACAAACUAUGGCUGCAUAUGGGCAGACGCAGUUUACUACAGGGAUGCAACAAGCUACAGCUUAUGCCACGUAUCCACAGCCAGGCCAACCCUAUGGAAUCCCUUCGUAUGGUACAUUGUGGGCAGGCAUCAAGACAGAAGGCGGAUUAUCACAAUCACAGUCACCUGGACAGACAGGCUUUCUAAGCUACGGUACAAGCUUUAGCACACCUCAACCAGGACAGGCUCCAUAUAGCUACCAAAUGCAAGGUAGCAGUUUUACAACAUCAUCAGGAAUAUAUGCAGGAAAUAAUUCACUCACAAAUUCAACUGGAUUUAAUAGUUCACAGCAGGAAUAUCCAUCUUAUCCCAGUUUUGGCCAGGGUCAGUAUGCACAGUAUUAUAACAGUUCACCGUAUCCUUCACAUUAUAUGACAAGCAGUAACUCCAGCCCAACGACACCCUCCACAAAUGCAACAUACCAGCUUCAAGAACCACCAUCUGGCGUCACCAGUCAAGCAGUUACAGAUCCUGCCGCAGCAGAGUACAGUACAAUCCACAGUCCAUCGACGCCCAUUAAAGACUCUGAUUCAGAUAGAUUGCGUCGUGGUUCUGAUGGAAAAUCACGUGGUCGAGGCAGAAGAAACAAUAACCCUUCACCACCACCGGAUUCUGACCUUGAGAGAGUAUUCAUUUGGGAUUUGGAUGAGACGAUCAUCAUUUUCCACUCCUUGCUUACAGGGUCCUAUGCUAACAGAUAUGGGAGGGAUCCACCUACUUCAGUUUCACUUGGACUUCGGAUGGAAGAGAUGAUUUUUAAUUUGGCAGACACGCAUCUAUUCUUUAAUGAUUUAGAAGAAUGUGACCAGGUUCAUAUAGACGAUGUGUCUUCUGAUGACAAUGGCCAGGACUUAAGCACAUAUAACUUCGGAACAGACGGCUUUCCUGCAGCAGCUACUAGUGCUAACUUAUGCCUAGCAACAGGUGUGCGUGGAGGAGUGGACUGGAUGAGAAAAUUGGCCUUCCGCUACAGACGAGUAAAAGAAAUCUACAACACCUACAAAAAUAACGUUGGAGGUCUUCUUGGGCCUGCAAAGAGAGAAGCUUGGUUGCAAUUAAGAGCAGAAAUUGAAGCUCUGACAGAUUCUUGGUUAACACUUGCACUGAAAGCACUCACACUUAUUCAUUCUAGGACAAACUGUGUGAAUAUUCUAGUAACAACUACUCAGCUUAUUCCAGCUCUGGCAAAAGUCUUGCUGUAUGGACUAGGGGUUGUAUUUCCAAUAGAAAAUAUUUACAGUGCAACUAAAAUAGGAAAGGAAAGUUGUUUUGAGCGAAUAAUUCAAAGAUUUGGAAGAAAAGUAGUGUAUGUUGUUAUAGGCGAUGGUGUAGAAGAAGAACAAGGAGCAAAAAAGGAGUUCUUACAGCUCUUCUUGAACACUUCAUGUACAGAGGCCACAUGGACUAUUCUCUCUUCUUGCAAUAUUACCUUAUUCUUGAAAAGGACUCUAGGUGAGACUGAAUAUCAGAAUGCUUAGUUUUUUCACAUUGUGUUUGUGCUGUUCACAGCAUGCCAUGCCAUUUUGGAGGAUCUCAAGCCACUCUGAUCUUAUGGCCCUUCAUCAUGCCUUGGAACUGGAGUACUUGUAGCAGCUUAGCAGCACUUUGAAACCCCAGAAUCUCCCUUAUGCCCAUGGACAGUAUGCCUGUGUCUUGUGUCAGCAUUGGACUACAGAACUUUGUGAUUUCAACAUGUUGACGUACAGCUGAAAUUGGUCUUAACCUUUGCCCUUUCAAUAAACGGAGGAGCAUGUCUUUUUCUUCAGAACAGCUGUUGACUCUAGUACUAUGAAUCCAAUGAAAACAAGCCAUGCAAAUGUUUUAACAGCGUCUUUACCACAUUUGCUACAAAAAAAGGUUCAUACCUGUGAAGAAAGAAAGGACCUGCAGAAACUUUGUAGUUUUUAGAAUUUUCAAUGUGACACACACAGCGUCUUCAACACAGCAAACUUGAUUGCACAAUGAAGACUGAGUUUUGCAAAAUACCAGUGGAGUAAUUUUCUUGUAAAGAAGGUUUACUUUUUUGGUUUCUCCUACCCAGGGUACUCUGUACAUCUUAUUUAUGAACAGACUGUGCUUUGACAUCAUAUAACAGAGGAUAUGUAUGAAAGGAUUAAAGGCUAUUGUAAGCCUUUGCCUUGUAAUACAGCAAGUACUUUUGAUUUUAGCACAUUGCAAAGUAGUUUAAAGUAUGUCUAAUUUAAACAAAUAGGUACAUCACUGAGACAAUCAUGUACAGGAAGAUUUUUUUGUGUAAAUUUGUAAUAAUGGAUGAUUCUUUUACAUAUUGUUUAGGUAAAUGCUAUUGAAAGGUAGUAAUGCCUUGUUGGUGAGGUAUGAGGCAAUGUGUGCACAAACUCUUGUGCUGUGCCUUAUCAAAGUGUUGGGUAUAAAUAUGUAGAUAAUGGAUUUUUUAGAUAAAUUUGUCAAGACCAAAAGCAUGGAUGUCAAGUGUCAAUAAGGAAUUUGUUGUUGUUCUUUUUCAGCUAUUUUCUCCAUUUUCCCCUUAGCCAUUCUGACUACGAAAACAUUGGUUACCACAUCCCAUGCGUUAAAUGCACACACAUAGCUACACCAUUUAAUUGAAGAGGAGUCCCUAGCUGUCUUUUGUUUUCUGUUUUAAUGUUCAUGUAUUAAACCUCUUUAAAGAACUGAAUCAACAAGCUCAUCCCAUAAAAAGAAUGUGGAGAAUAGAGAAUAUAUUAUAAAACAGUACUUAAAAAUCAGAUUUUGAUUAAAAAAUGAUAGCAGCUAACUUUAUUUUUCUUAAGUUAGAAAAGAGGAUAUUUUGGAGAAAUGGAGCAAAAUAUAGUUGUUAUCCCGGUUUACACACUUCACUUUUUUAAUCCUCCUCUACCAGGACUCGUAUUUUCCUAACAGAUAACAUCCAUUGCCGGCAAUGGACACACUAAACCAGUUAUCGCCAACGGUUAAGACUUGCUUCAGAAGGAUUCAUGCCCAGGAGGAACACUAUGUCUGUCUUUGAGUUAGAACUUUUCUAAUAGGAAUCAUGAGGGCCAUGAGCCAUUUGGUCAGACAAACUGCAAAUCUGACUUCUUGGCCUUAAAUAAACCAAUGUACCAGUUCACUUUCCAUGAUUUUCAUCCCUUCAGUAAAAAGAAACCUCAGCUUUGUUGAUUUAUUCUCCAGCUUUUACCCUUUUUUUCUUUUUUCUUUUUUUUUUUUUGCCUAAAACACCAGCCUUUAAACAGCUACCAGAGAAGCUGAAAAGCACCGAAGUAGCUUCAAAGCAACACCCUCCUCUGUUGGAGGAUUCAUAUUGCUGCUAGAAUUAAUCAUUUGUGGAUUUUCAAAAUUGCUUAAUUACAAACUAAGGCUCCUAUCCUGCAAAGACUUACACAUGUGCUUCACUUCAUGCAGUGUGAGUAACUCCAGCAAAGUUAAAGGAACUACUUACAGUACAUAAAGUUUAAGCAGAUUGUGGAUAAUUUUUAGGAUUGGGACUAUAAUUAUUAGUAUUAUCAUUAUCAUUAUUUUGCUUCAAGCAAAGUAGACAGUGACUUUUUUGCCUUCUAAAUUUUUAUAGUCAUUAUGCAGACUGAAAAAAAACAGAUAAUCUGGGCCUUAUUGUACAAAACGUGUGUUGUGUCCACAAUUGUGUACAGAAUUUUUCUUCAUUAAUUUUGUUUUAAAUUAAUAAAAAUGAUUUGUGAAAUA
Molecule: messenger RNA, 4438 nt
Organism: Alligator sinensis (Chinese alligator)
Lineage: Eukaryota; Metazoa; Chordata; Crocodylia; Alligatoridae
Gene: EYA1
Product: EYA transcriptional coactivator and phosphatase 1
Exons: 18
Coding region: 415-2238 (607 amino acids)
Biological process (GO): positive regulation of DNA repair; negative regulation of extrinsic apoptotic signaling pathway in absence of ligand; cell differentiation
Cellular component (GO): nucleus
Molecular function (GO): protein tyrosine phosphatase activity
Source: RefSeq, a predicted model, not a curated record